AUGGCUACUGAGCUUACCGUCCAGUCGGAGCGCGCCUUCCAAAAGCAGCCUCACAUUUUCAAUAACUCCAAGUCUAAGGUCAACCGCAGCAACAAGCGGUGGUACAAGGAGGUUGGUCUUGGCUUCAAGACCCCCAAGGAGGCUAUCCGUGGUACUUACAUUGAUAAGAAGUGCCCCUUCGUUGGUCAGGUAUCUAUCCGUGGUCGCAUUCUCACCGGAACUGUCGUUUCUACCAAGAUGCACCGCACCAUCAUCAUCCGUCGUGAGUACCUGCACUACAUUCCCAAGUACAACCGUUAUGAGAAGCGCCACAAGAACCUUGCUGCCCACGUCAGCCCUGCUUUCCGUGUGAACGAGGGUGAUGUUGUGACUGUUGGCCAGUGCCGUCCUUUGUCUAAGACUGUCCGUUUCAACGUGCUCCGCGUGGCCAGCACAUCUGGCAAGUCUAAGCAGUUCUCCAAGUUCUAA
This is a messenger RNA of Wickerhamiella sorbophila, 468 nucleotides long. Its product is annotated as 40S ribosomal protein S11-B. The record is from RefSeq and is a predicted model, not a curated record. Lineage: Eukaryota; Fungi; Ascomycota; Dipodascomycetes; Dipodascales; Trichomonascaceae. Gene Ontology annotation, biological process: translation. The transcript has a single exon. Bases 1 to 468 code for a protein of 155 amino acids. Gene Ontology annotation, molecular function: structural constituent of ribosome. Gene Ontology annotation, cellular component: cytosolic small ribosomal subunit; ribosome.